Pundamilia nyererei is the source of this 3783-nucleotide messenger RNA. Its product is annotated as GTPase IMAP family member 8-like. The transcript is spliced from 3 exons. NCBI's taxonomy places the organism in Eukaryota, Metazoa, Chordata, Actinopteri, Cichliformes, Cichlidae. The record is from RefSeq and is a predicted model, not a curated record. Bases 167 to 1573 code for a protein of 468 amino acids. Gene Ontology annotation, molecular function: GTP binding.
GGACAAUAGAUUAUAACAAAUAAGACUGUCUUGGUCUUUGGUUGAUUAAUAGGCUGGUGUGAAAAAUUGCUGCCACAACGCCCCCUCAGCCUGUGGAUGACGGAAAGGCAGGAGGAGCAGAGACCCAAGGUGGUGAACUGAUCUUCAGGAUCCUGGAUGAUUCCGCAUGGCUUCAAGUCCAGAUCUUACAAUUAUGCUCCUGGGAAAUUCAGGAGUUGGGAAAAGUGCUUCAGGAAACAUGAUUCUGGGAUAUGAUGCUUUUGAGUCCAAACCGUCCUUCAGCUCUGUGACCAGGAAAAUCAAUGAAGCAACUGAAAGAGUGUUUGGGAAGCAGAUCUCCAUCAUCGAUACUCCAGGAAUACUAGACUUCAAGGAGGAGAUUGAAAGGUGGUGUCAUGAUCUCCUGCGGUCCUCAAGACCGUGUCUGUUCCUGUUGGUGAUCAGUGUUGGAAGGUUCACAAGGGAACAAAAGAAGGCUGCGAGGGAGACAAUUUCAGUGCUCAGAGUAGAAGACGAUGGGCUGGAAAAGAGCUACAUACUGUUCACAAACGGUGACGGCUUAAAGGAAAAAACAGUGGAGGAUUUUAUCUUUGAAGAUGAUGAAAGUUCACUUCCAGACAUUGUUAAAGAAUUUAAAGGGAAGUAUUACCUGUUCAAUAAUGAGACAGGAGAAAGGGAACAAGUGAAACAGCUGCUGAUAAAGUCAGGACACCUUCAAACAACAGAUCAACAAUCUCACCUCUCAGGUGCUAGCUGUGGGGCGUUUGGCAGACCGCAGGAUACGAGAGUCGUCCUGAUUGGUCUUCCUGAAGGAGGGAAGAGUUCAACAGGAAACACCAUCCUGGGAUGCAAGAUGUUCAGCACAGACUGUGACUUUAAUGCAGUCUGUACUGAGACUGUGUCAAAGUCAGCAGAGGUGGAGGAUCAUUGGCUGACGGUGGUCGACACUCCAGGAUUCACUGAUGAAAUAUUAACUCCUGAGCAGCUGCACAGGGAGAUGACAAAGACGUUUGUGGAGACCAGUCCAGGUCCACAUGCCUUCGUUAUUGUGGUCAAAAUAGGCAAGAUGUCCAAAGCAAAUACCACACUGCUUCAAAUAUUGCAACAGCUGUUUGGCAGUGGUGCUAAAAACUAUACCAUGGUACUUUUUACUCAUGGAGACAAGCUCAAAGGUCAGUCCAUUGAUGAGAUGAUUCAGUCCAACAGAUGUGUGUCUGAGCUGGUCUCCAUGUGUGAAGGCAGAUUCUGUGUGUUUGACAAUACAAAGAGUGGAAACAGACGGCAGGUUCAGACCUUGAUGAAUAAAAUAGAUGACAUAGUUAAAGCUAAUGGAGGAGGACACUACACCUCUGAGAUGUUUCAGAUGGCUGAGACGUUCAUUAGAGAAGCUGAAAGAACUCAGCACAGUCAGGCAGACAGCAACGAUUCGCCACAGCAAACAGCACAAAGGCGAAUGCUGCCUUUCUGUCAGAGGCUUUGGAAUAACAACUGCUGCAGUUUUCUGGCAUGUUUUUGUUGUUGUCGAAGCACAACGGACUCAGACGAUGAUCAGCAGCCGUUGCUUCAGCAAUAAAUCUAUGAUUGCAUGACAGUAACACAAAAUACCACUCAGUUAGGGAUCGCACCCCUCUGUUGUUAAUAGAAGUUAUUACCAAUCACACAAGUUUUCUUAGAAGAAGUAUUUGGUUUCUGCCUCUUUAACUUGUUGCACUGUGUUUAUAUUAGACAGCUUCCCAUGAUGUGCUUGAAAUAAUCAGGACCUUUGAUAAAUUGACCUCUCUCUUAAUCUGAGGCCCCAGCUGUCGAGGUACGGGGAGCAAAGGAGGGGGGGUUCAGUUUCAUUGGCUGUAGCACCAGGUCGGGUACGUAAGUGCCGAGGUAGGUAUCCCCAACAGAAUCAGUUUCCCCCGUGUCGGGAGCACGCAAACAGGAUCCCUCAUUCUUGAUUUUUAGUUCACAAAAACGUCUUACAAUGACUCCUGAAAUGUUGGAUUUUGUUGUAACCCACAAACUGAACGUUAACGUCAAGACGCUUAUCUUUCACUUUUUCAGUAAACUAAAACGUCACUACUUCCACGUCUAGUUGUUGGAAUGGAGCCAGAGUCAGCUGGAUCUGCUCUUCCUGCCCAGUGCGCGCUGCCGAAUCAGGGUAAACAAAUUCUGUCUGGAAUAACAGCCUUGGCACGACACCUGCAUGUGUGGUAUCAACCGAAACAUCUGAAUCUCAGCUAAAAGCUCAUAUAAACCAUUUCUACAUCAAACCAUUUCUACAUCCAACUAUCACAGCGAAAAGAAGAAACAGUAAAAAGACUAGUUGCGUCAUUUAGCCGCCUUUGUUGUAGCGUUUUUGUUAAAUAUUAAUUGCGUCGCAUGACGCACAGAUAGUUUGCUAUGCUAUAGUGAAUUAAUUAAAAAGAGGGGUCAGUCGUGCAGUUCGACCAACAGAAACCGAAGUUACAGCCUGUUAGUUAGUUCAAAGGGACAGAGGGCAUUUAAACUGACAGUAGAGCAAGGAAAAAACGGCCCAGUGUUCGUGAGAGUGGUUGGCAACUCUCCAAAAAAAAAUUUUUUUUAAGCAUGUCAAUAAAGUUAAAUAAUUUCUGCUGUUCAAAAAACUUCAACUGACCAACGUUCAGUCAUCCAUCCAAAUGUGCCAAACCACCUGAUGAUCUUUCACUCUUUCACUUCAGAUGUAUAUAUAGAGUUUGUAAUGGCAGAGAAGUACUGCAUUCAUUUUGAGCAUGUCAAACAGGUUUCCUUUGACAGAAGCCUUUCUUUCUUUCUUUUAACAUGAAUGUAUCUUGCUGUGUAGAGUAACAUUUCAGUGGGUUUUGCAUUCAACUUUGGUACUGCUCUCACACCAAGUAAAUCUGGGGGGAUCUCUGAUACCAAAUACCUGAGCUCACACUUAAACUUAUGAAGUCAGACGGGUGCAUAGACAAUACACAGCUGAAUGUGAUUCACUGAACUGCUGGAAACUGCAUUAACAAAUAACUGCAAACCUUUUAAUUGGCCCUAAAACUAAAUCCAACCAGCUUAUUUACAGGUCAGGGGCAUUAGCUGACAGAGAAAAGUCCAUUCACACUGAUUUUACGACAAACAUUGACUUCUUCCAUCUCAGGAGUAUUGCCAAGAUGUGAUAUUUCCUGAGUCAGCGUGACUCUGGAAAAACGUCUGUGCAUUCAUCUCUAACUGGAAAACUGUACGGCUGCAGACUUCAAACCUCCCAAACUCUAAACAAAUGGCAGAGAGCACAUCAGCCCAGGUUUGCUACUCACAAUCCCACAGAGCUGAUUUUAAACAACACUGUGGAACGAUGAGUUAGAAAAAGAAACUGCCAAGCACAUAUUUAGCCAACCAGCGAUUAAAAAAAAACACACACACCAAAUUCUUUAUCAGUGUCACGUCAGCAUUAUGCUUCUAAGUCUGUUUGCUUUUAUAUUUUUAUUUUUAGAUUGUGUUUUUCUAAGUUUACGUUUAUUAUGAUGGCCAUUAGCUGCGGGCGUCACCGAUCUUUACAUUUUAACAAUGCAUUACAAAUUAGGCCUCACAUCAGGGUCAAUAUUGACAACGUGUGUGUAACGUUAGCUUGAUGGACUGUCAUUACUACACCACACAUAAUAUUUCAAAUUCAUGUUGCCAAUUUUAACAGUCGUCAAAGGUCAGACGAUAAUCCAGUUUCACUGGUUUCUUGUAUUAUAUGUAUUGGUCACAGGUUCUUGUACAAAACUGUUCUUUUGAGUGAACUGGUUCUUGCUUUGGGGAAUAAAAACCUUCUGUCUA